GAAAAUUAGGCUGUUAAUGAAGUUUUAAAGUAGAUAUCGGCUUUCAAGAUAAUAUGAUUGAAAUGCUCCUUGAGUCCGAGACACCUAGUUUAAUUGUUAUUAAUUGUGGAUAUCCUAUUACAUUCACUCACGAAUUUCUUAAAUCAAUGUUGCAAUUAGAACAAAAUGGACGCUGAAAAAGACCGCAUGUCGCCUAUAAUGGCUGAAAAAUCCAAGAAUGACAUUCCGAGCCAUAUCGAAACUUCUAAAACCAAACCUAAAUUGUCAUUUGGAAUAAGUCGAAUUCUUAGCAAUUUUGAGGAGAAAAGUGAAACGAUUGAUUCUGACUCUGAAUCAAACGAUGCUGUGGAUCCAAGAGGGAACGAGAUCAAUUGCGAAAAGCAGUCCGGACAAUCUCCCUUUUUCUCCACCCCUCUGUUACCGGGUGCCUUAUCAGCGCCCCCUGUCGGAUACUGCGGGUAUCCCGCGCAGGUCUCAAUUCAUAGACCCCAUCCCAUUAUUCCUAUGUUAACAUCGUAUGGAAUAUCCGGGUGGCUUGAUAUGCGAAGAGACAGAUUUGGUGUGACUCGCCGGAUUGGACAUCCUUAUCAGAAUAGGACUCCACCGAAAAGGAAGAAACCGCGCACUUCGUUUUCUCGUCUGCAAAUCAUGGAGCUGGAGAAAAGAUUUCACCGACAGAAAUACCUAGCCUCAGCAGAAAGGUCUACACUAGCCAAGGCACUGAAAAUGACUGACGCACAAGUCAAAACUUGGUUCCAGAAUCGCAGGACGAAAUGGAGAAGACAGACGGCAGAAGAGCGAGAGGCUGAAAGACAAGCAGCCAAUCGUCUUAUGCUUAGUCUUCAAAACGAGGCGAAUAAAACAAUCUAUGACGUCAGAGACCCUUUGUGCAUGAGUAACUCGUCUUUGCAUGCACUUCAAAAUCUUCAACCGUGGAUGGAUGAAAAUUCUCAGUCGUGAUUGUUACCAGUGUGUGUGUGUGCUGAAAACAACCAUUCCUUCACAUUUAAAGAUAUAUAUAUAUAUAUAUAUAUAUAUAUAUAUAUAUAUAUAUCGUCAUUAGUUAUAUAAUUAUAUUGAAUGACGUCAGCGGAUAUAUGGGAAUUUCCUAUAUUGAGUUUAUCAUAUGCUAUGAUAUAAUACAAUUAAUAUAUCGUUCUUUAUAUAUAUCCACUACUUCCUCAUAUUGGGCAUCUUUCCAAUGAUUGUCUUGUAAAUGCUUCGUCAUUAAAUUUGAUUAAUUGUA
Messenger RNA from Ostrea edulis (European flat oyster), 1246 nucleotides. RefSeq names its product T-cell leukemia homeobox protein 3. Bases 166 to 960 code for a protein of 264 amino acids. The record is from RefSeq and is a predicted model, not a curated record. NCBI's taxonomy places the organism in Eukaryota, Metazoa, Mollusca, Bivalvia, Ostreida, Ostreidae. Gene Ontology annotation, cellular component: nucleus. Gene Ontology annotation, molecular function: RNA polymerase II cis-regulatory region sequence-specific DNA binding; DNA-binding transcription factor activity, RNA polymerase II-specific. The transcript has 3 exons. Gene Ontology annotation, biological process: regulation of transcription by RNA polymerase II; animal organ development.